Messenger RNA from Dicentrarchus labrax (European seabass), 1978 nucleotides. RefSeq names its product trace amine-associated receptor 1-like. Lineage: Eukaryota; Metazoa; Chordata; Actinopteri; Moronidae. The transcript is spliced from 3 exons. Gene Ontology annotation, cellular component: membrane. The record is from RefSeq and is a predicted model, not a curated record. Gene Ontology annotation, molecular function: G protein-coupled receptor activity. The coding region runs from base 9 to 878 and encodes 289 amino acids. Gene Ontology annotation, biological process: adenylate cyclase-activating adrenergic receptor signaling pathway.
CAUGGAACAUGAAUUAUUUUCCAACAGGUCUGAUGAAGUUUUUGAGGACAAACAUUUCUGUAAUCAAUCAGAAAAUGUAUCUGCUCCACACUCCUACAAACUACCUCAUCCUGUCUCUCGCAGUAGCUGACCUGCUUGUUGGGGUUGUUGUUUUGCCUUUUACCACAGUACUGGCUGUGAGCUCUUGUUGGUAUCUUGAAGAUUUACUCUGUAAGAUACGAGGCAGCUUUGAUAUCUUUCUGUGCACAUCUUCUAUUUUGAAUUUGUGUUCUAUUUCUGUUGACAGAUAUUAUGCAGUGUGUCAGCCUCUGAGGUACAGAACUAAAAUAAAUGUCCGUGUUAUUGUGAUCAUGAUCCUGGUGAGCUGGACUGUUUCUGCUAUAAAUGGAAUUACCAUCACAAUUUUGGGAGUGAACCAAGGACAAUCUAAUAGGAAGUGUGUAUUUCACAUUACAAUAAGUUUAGCAAUUAUGGGAAUGGUUUCAGGGUUUUAUCUCCCAGCUAUCACAAUGUUCAGUAUCUACUUAAAGAUUCUGAUGGUGGCACAGAGACAGGCACACAGCAUCCAGAACACAACCUGUCUGAGCACAAAAUCUGAAAUUAAGAUGGAGAGAAAGGCCACCAAAACUCUGGCUAUUGUAAUGGGAGUUUUUCUCAUCUGUUGGACUCCUUUCUUUCUUUGUAUGACCUUUAACCCUUUGAGUAAUUACACAAUACCUGUUCCUAUGAUUGCAGCAUUUAGGUGGCUUGGGUGGUCAAAUUCAAUGCUCAAUCCAUUUAUUUAUGCUUUCUUCUACAGCUGGUUUCGAUCAGCUUUCAGAAUGAUCAUUUCCAGGAAAAUAUUUAAAGGUGAUUUCACUCAUUCUAAGCUCUUUUGACUCAUUUGAGAGCAAAUGUCAGUAAUAUCUAGGGGUGGAAGGAUUCACAAAAAUUCACAGUUUGGUUCAUAUUUCUGUUUUGGGGUCACACACACUGUCUUUUUCAUGUUUUACAUUUAUUUAUUUGGCUUAAAAUGUUGUUUGCAUAGCCAGAAUUCUAACUAGUAACAUACAGAACAUUCUCAUGUCCUUAUUAAAAUAAUAGGUUGUUUAAUUAGUGCAAACAAAAAUACUGCUUUAGUUUAACAUAAAAACUGCAACAUUAUCAAUCACAUGCUGAACUUAUAUUUAUCUAUUGAAACUAUUUGGAAGAAUAGGCUACAUUACCCUUUUUCUAGUACAUUAAUUUCUUUUUUACUUUACUUACUUACUUAAUUUACUACAGAACUCUCAAACUGCUUUAAUCUGCUUAUCUUGCUCCCUUCACUACUCUUUUCCACACAUCCACACACCUAUGAUCUGUUCAUUAUGAAACUGAGGCGGCAUAAAUCAGACCGUAGCGGCCCGCCAUUGUCUAUGAUUGAUGGGAAACACUGUCCCUUGUUUCUUUUCUUAAAAUGCCUUUUUGACCUUAUAGCCUGUUUUAAAGGAACUGAACAAUACAUACAUGCCCCGAACCUUGACUAGCAAACCAAAUGAUAGGGAUGAUUUUCUUGAACCAUUCCACUCCUAGUCAUAUCAUCAUCAGUUUGGCAUUUAAGAUUUACAUCUCUUUUCCACUGCAUGUCAUAUAUAUAGGCCCUCAUAGAAAUUGUCACUGUACUAUGCAUAAAGUAUCUGUAUGUACAACUCAGUGCACAGACAGGAAUACAUAUUCAACAGUACAUAUGGUAAUCUCAAUAUAAAAGUAUAAAGUAUAAUAUCACUUUGUUUGCCGGAUUUACUGUAUAUAUUCAGUUUUAGAUGGUGCAUCUAUACUCCUCAGCCACUUCGCUCCUAAAAUCUCUACCUUGGGUAUGGUAAUGCAUGUACAUAUUUAUAUGUAUAUAUGCAUAUAUAUAGACAUAUAUGUUUUUUUUAUUAGUUGUUUGUAAAGCACUUUGUAAUGCUGUGUUAAAAAGUGCUAUAUAAAUAAAGCUUUACUUACUUACUUAAACUGA